AGAGAGAGAGAAUUUUGUGCAAGAAAAUCACUUAAGGAAAAAACUACCAGAAAACUGAAAAGUUGUAAAAUAAAUUGACAACUAUGUUGCAAAAAAACUAAAGGACAUUGUCCACCACAGAAGCGGUGCAUAAUCCAUUGAAAUCGCCACAGAAUAAUCUAAAAAGUAACGUAGUUGUUUAUCAAUUUUCUAAUCAAAAAGGUGUGAACAAAUCGCUUUCAACUCUGCGAAAAAGUUCUGUAUCUCUUCACGGGUUUUCGUUCUCUGCUGGUUAAAGUGUUUUCGGUGGAAAACUAAACUGCUAAUUCAAGACAAGUUACCUUACGAGUUCGACAAUCCAUGGCAAAGUAUGCUGAUGGCAGUUAGUUCUUAAUCCAUAUUAUAAUGCAGAGAAUCUCGUCAAAAUUGAGCUCCCCCAUGCCGUGUCGCGAGUAUGUAUGUUAAAAUUUUAAGUAUAUAAUGGAUUCUCGGAGGACAACAUAUUUCUAUACAUUGUUUUUGGUAUACAUAUAUGUGGUGACAGAUAGAAAAUUAUUGCCCCAAAUGGAAUAAGAGAUGAAUUGCAUGGGUAAUUUUUGUUAUUAAGAAGCAGAAGAAGACGACGAAGCAGCAGGCUAUAAAUAUGGACAACAAACCAGAAGUAUUAAAUUAUAUGGAAAAUAUGAGUGCAACAGCGGCAGUAGCAGCAGCGGCUGUAGAUCCGGCAUUGCAUUAUGGAAUGUAUGGCAUGUUGGGUCAUCCGCUGGCGGCCGGUGUUGAUAUCCCUGCUCCAGUUGCCGGGGAAUAUGACAGUACCACCAAUUUACUCCAUAAUCAACAGCAGCAGCAGCAACAACAACAACAAUUACAGCAGCACCACCAACAAUUUAUUGCAGAGCAACAACAACAACUCCAACAACAUUUGGAAAUGCAACAACAACAUCUGCAACAAACCACAUCACAACAAAAUCAACUAACACCAGAGACAAGCAAUGAUACCAAACCUCCUCUGCCUUCCACGGAAGCCACAUCAUCCUGUAAUCCUACAAAUGAAACUAACAACUCCCCCACCACCGGCUCCAACAUGGACAGCACAGACUCCAACUCGCCUGAGGCCCUUAAACGUAGGAAUCCCACCCAGCCAAAUGACAACAGUUUACUGGCCAAGAAACAGCAUUUAAAUCAAAUGGCCGAAGAAAAAAAGAAAUCAGUUUUACGUAAAAAUAUUCGCGAGGUAAUGGAUACUAAUCAAUUGGAUACAAACACUCUAAAGGCCCAGCAUGAGGAGUCCGAACGUCUGGCCCGAAUGGCGGAACAGCAAAAGCUAUUGCGAGAAUAUCAACAACGUGAAGCAGUAUUAACCCAUUUCGAUCGUUUUGUCAAUGAGCAUCGUGUCAAGGAUCCCUCGGAUCUAAUCGAUGAGAAGGGAAAGGCCAUAAAGCAGUUGCAGGCCCAGCCGCCAAUUAUUAAGGAAGACACUGAGGUGUUGGGCGAAGAAGAUGAGGCCAAAAAGAGUCCGGCGGAAUCUAUGGUGGAAAGCAAUGAUUCCAAGGGCUUUGAAGACAAGGAUGCCGCCACCCCGGCCGCCGAAGUUGUUACCAUUGAUGAUAGCUCCGACGAUGACGAUUGUAUUGUCCUGUCCGACGAUGAAGUCGAGGAGGAAGACGAUGACAACGAUGAUCCGCACAACAGUGGCAUGCAUGUCAAAGAUGAAUUCAAUGUACCCGAUCAUUUGGGUCGUGUUGUCAUCAAUGUGGGUCAUCCCGAUGAUGAGGAGGAUAUUUUCAUCGCUCCUCAAAUUGCCAGAACCAUAAAGCCCCAUCAAAUCGGUGGGGUGCGUUUCCUGUUCGACAACAUUAUAGAAUCGCCCAAACGUUUCAAUGAUUCUGGCGGCUUUGGUUGUAUUCUGGCUCACUCAAUGGGUUUGGGCAAAACACUCCAGGUGGUUUGUUUCUGUGAUAUAUUCUUAAGGUAUACACCAGCCAAAUAUGUGGUCUGUGUUAUGCCCAUCAACACCCUACAAAAUUGGAAUGCCGAGUUUGAUAUGUGGAUACCCAAGUAUUCGGAUAAUCCGGAAUACAUAAGGCCACGGGAGUUUGAUGUGUUCGUACUUAAUGACCAGCAAAAGACAUUGACAGCACGAUCCCGCGUCAUAUUGCAGUGGAAGGAGAGAGGCGGUGUUCUGCUGAUUGGCUACGAGCUGUUUCGCCUGCUGGCCCUUAAAUUGAACUCCACCAAACGUCGCAGCAAGAAACAACAAAUGAUGAGCAUGGAUAACAAUGAGUGUCGCAGCCCCCUAAUGGAUCAAGUCUAUGAAGCUUUAGUUAAACCCGGUCCCGAUUUAAUCAUUUGCGAUGAGGGUCAUCGCAUUAAGAAUGCCCAAGCCGGCAUUUCGCAGGCCUUAAAACAAAUACGCACCCGAAGACGCAUUGUUCUCACCGGCUAUCCCUUGCAAAAUAAUCUGCUCGAAUAUUGGUGCAUGGUGGAUUUUGUGCGUCCCAAUUAUUUGGGUACUCGCACGGAGUUUUGCAAUAUGUUCGAGCGGCCAAUACAGAAUGGCUUGUGUGUGGAUUCAACACCGGAUGAUAUCAAGUUGAUGCGUUAUCGUGCCCAUGUUUUGCAUUCUCUGCUGGUGGGCUUUGUCCAGCGACGUUCACAUCGAGUGCUGCAACAAUCGCUGCCCGAGAAACAGGAAUAUGUUAUACUCACCCGCAUGUCGGAAUUGCAAAAACAAUUGUACGACACGUUUAUGAAUGACAUCGUAAGGACGAAGAAUGUUCCAAAUCCCUUGAAGGCAUUUGCCGUUUGCUGUAAAAUAUGGAAUCAUCCGGAUGUGUUGUAUGAUGCCAUGAAGGCGGCGGAGACUGGUAUGGAUAUGGACAUUGAGGGUGUGGAUGAGGUGGAUGCCAUGCCGACAGCAAGCAGUGUGGCGAAAAAUGGUUUUCCACCGCCGGUGCCAGGACCACCACCACCCAACCACAAAUCGUCGUUUCAGGAACUAUCACCAUCCACGUCGGGCAUGGCUGAAAAUGGUACACAAUUUGGGGAAAACCCCAAUAUUAUGGGCCACAGCCAGCCUUUCCUGGGACAAAAUGAGCCACAGAAACCAAUGGAAAAACAAAAUAAUUUUCAAAGCCCCUCCAUAUUUAGCGAUUUAAAUCAAUACGAAAAUCCUAAUCUAAACACUUCGAAUAGCUAUAAUCCGGAUAUGCAAACAAACUAUUUCUCCUAUCCCACCAUGAUGCACACCAUGGGUAGUCCCCUGAAACCAAACUAUGUUGGGUGCAUGUUAAAACAAACCGGCAUGGGCCCCAACGAAUCAAUGAUAACCGAAGAUUCUGGACACAACUCAUCAUCGGAAAUUGUAGAUUUAGAUACGAAUGAAAUAAAAACAAUUGAGACGGACAUUGACAUGGACAAGAAUAUUUCCCUGGAUCGAGCAACAGGUGGCAACAGUGGUGGGGCAUCAACCUCAUCGGGCAUAUCGUCAUUGGGCAUUGAUGGCUCCACAGAGACAUCGUGUAGUACACAAAAUGACAUUGAGACCAAAUCGGAGACGGGCAGUCAUGUCAGCAGUUCCCUGGCCACGACGGAAAGUAAUGACACAACAAUUGAGAAAAAGGGUCCCGAGAAAAUCACCUAUGAUUGGGCCACCAAAUUUCUCAAAAAAUAUGAGCCCGGGCUCAUAAAGAACUCGCCGAAAAUGGAGAUAUUCUUUUGUAUACUCAACGAAAGUAUACAGAUUGGAGAUCGGGUUUUGCUUUUUAGUCAAAGUCUUUUGACAUUGAAUGUUAUUGAGAAAUUUCUGCAGGCCACCCGUAUGCCUGGCUCGGACUCAUGCUGGACAUAUAAUACACACUACUUUCGCUUGGAUGGUUCAACCACAUCACAGGAGCGUGAAAAAUUGGUCAAUGAAUUUAAUUCAAAUACAAAUGUUAAAUUGUUCCUUAUCUCAACUAAAGCUGGAUCUUUGGGUAUUAAUCUAGUUGGAGCCAAUCGUGUGAUUAUAUUCGAUGCAAGUUGGAAUCCAUGUCAUGAUACACAGGCAAUUUAUCGAAUUUAUAGAUAUGGCCAAAAACGUUCGUGUUUUGUGUAUCGUUUGGUCAUGGACAAGUGUUUGGAAAAGAAAAUCUAUGACCGUCAAAUCAAAAAACAAGGCAUGUCCGAUCGCGUCGUCGACGAAUGCAAUCCCGACGCCCAUCUAUCCAUAAAGGAUGUAACAAAUCUAUGCUAUGACUACGAUGACGAUGAUGAAAAUCGCACAGCAAAUAAUAGUGAUUUCCCCAAACCAUUGGAAUCCUAUACCGAUACAAUUAUGAAAAUUAUAUUGACGGAAUAUAAAGCCCAUCUGACGAAAGAACCAUUCUUCCAUGAAAGUCUAUUGGUUGAUCGACAAAAUGAUAAAUUAUCACAGGCUGAAAAACGCCAGGCUCAUCGCAGCUAUGAGAUGCAAAAGAAAACCUCAUCGAAGACAGCCAUGUACACGACAACGGGACGGAUGCCUUAUCAAACGGUACGUCCCAUACAGAAUCGAACCCAAACAGUUCAGAAAAAUAGUAGCGGUUUACGUUCCACCCGAUGGAUACCAGCUGAGGUUUGGCAAAAGCAGGGCAUGACGGCCCAGGAAAUGUCAUUGCCAUUAGAUGUUGUUAUACCCACAAAUUCAAGUAAUAAAUCAAAAAUCAUCAUAAAGGCCGGCCAACGUGUUAUGGUAUUGAAAUCCGCCAAGGGCAUUUAUAUGCAAUUGGAUAGUGGCAAAAUUAUUGCCAUACGUACCCUCAACAAGCCAGCAACACCAUCAACGGAGAAAAGUGAUGUCAUCGAUAUAACGGGUGAAUCGGACACAAUAUCAUCCAACAAAGAUGCCAAGACUGAAAAGUCCGAUGCUGAUAUAUCACCGAAAGAUUCAAAUGCGGCAGAUAGUUGCACAAAUUCAUCGGCCUCAUCGUCUUUGGUAGCUGGAGCAGCGACAACGAAACAAACAAACAUUGAAAUGCCAAAUGAAGCAUCAUCUUCCUCAUCAUCGUCAACCACAGCAACAACAACUCAGCAAUUAGAUUUGUUUAAUAGUUCAACAGCCAGCAAGGCCAAUGUAGAUUUGGAAAAUAAACAGAGAACUAUUUCCAAAACAAAUGCUGACAAUCAAGAGACUUCGGCUACAAUUGGCAAUAACUUCCAGCAGAGGCAGCAUUUAACACAACAGCCAAUGUCACAAACGACAACAACAACACAACAGCAACGUUCGCAAAACACCCAUCUGUCGGCACACACGCAAAUGCUUAAUGAACAACACCAACAUCAACAUCAACAACAAAACCAAUUACAAAACCCCCAUGCAACAACACAACAAAAUAACCCAACAUUAAUGCAUUCCUCUCAAGCUACAACAUCGUCAUCAUCCUCGUCAGCAGCAUCAUCAUCAUCAUCAUCCACAUCACAGUAUCCAAGCCAACAUCAAGCCUAUAACAUUUAUUCUCAAACUCCUCGCAGUUCACAGCUUUACAAUUCUAGGGGUGCAGCUGAUUUCCAUCAAACGGCAGCAGCAGCACCACCACCACAAUUUACCGAUUACCCAACCUAUGGAUCUCAUCAUCAGCAGCAACAACCACAACAACAACAAACUACAACACGCUAUCAUCCCACAACAAAUUCAUCACACACCGAUUUAUCAUCCUCCGCCAGUCACACACAUUCGCUUGCACCGCCACCUCAUUCACAUCCUGCCCCACCCGCAUCGCUCUCGGACUUUUAUGGGGCCUAUUAUCCGCAAUGGUCGUCAUUUAUGUUGGCCUCACCUUCGCAAAAUCCCGAUGGGUCACAUUUAAUGCACAAUGCUGCUGCAGCCGCAGCUGCUGCCGCGGCCGCUGCUGCUGCUGCCUCCACAUAUCCACCAAUAGCACCGUCAUCUCAUUCACAUUCCCAUCAUGCAAAAGUGCAGCCCAAUACGCAUCAACAAUGGCCCCAGCAUUAUCAUCCAUAAUUAUUUGCCAAAAUGCUAAAUGUUUGAGAGGCCUACCUAGCUACAUACAUUUAAUGAUAAACAUACACACCCCCCACAUACAUACAUACAUGCCCCUACCCACUACUUACAUACAACAUACAUACAUACAAUACCAGAAGCAUAAAUACAAUUUGCAAACCUAAAUCUAAAUUCACACAUUCGUACAUAGCAUUCUAGUGUACGUAAGUGUUUUACUUUUAAAUUAAUAUUUGAUUAUUUAAUAUUAAGCUGAAACAAAAAAAAAGAAGGAAAUUAACUAUUAAUUAUAUUAUUGAAAACAUAAAAAUCAAAUAGUUUAGCAAUAAUUAAUAAAAAAAUGAAUUAAAUAAAAACAAAUUAUAAUUUUAGAAGAUA
Molecule: messenger RNA, 6334 nt
Organism: Musca domestica (house fly)
Lineage: Eukaryota; Metazoa; Arthropoda; Insecta; Diptera; Muscidae
Product: helicase ARIP4
Exons: 7
Coding region: 623-5959 (1778 amino acids)
Cellular component (GO): nucleus
Molecular function (GO): ATP hydrolysis activity; ATP binding; ATP-dependent chromatin remodeler activity
Source: RefSeq, a predicted model, not a curated record